CCCUCGUUCAGAGAGAGUCUCGGAAGACGAAAAGCAGCAGCCAAAAAUUGUGGCCGCGAACGGAGGCGACCGCGCCGACGGCCACACCGCACGAGCUCUUCGCCUCCGUCCCUCUUCCCCUCCCCGCCGCCGGCCUCUCGCUCCGCCCCUGGCAGGAGGCAGGUCCUCCGCCUCACCCCGCGUCCUGUAUCCAGGGCUCAAGGCUCCAGCUUCAGGCCGCCCCCUUACAUCUCGCAUUCGCGGAAGGUAGUUUCAGGGCAACGUUAUGGAAUGCUUAACAGCAAGUUUUCCAAGAAAUGUGGGAAAAGAGCACAACUUCGUAUGUUCAAGUAAGUUGGGGUCUGAAAACCAAUGGGUUCCCAGAAGGAUCUGCUGCUAUGUCCCCAGUUCGACAAACUCCAGUCAACAGCACAAGUUCACUACUACGACAUAUCCCAUGAGCCCAACUAUUGGAAGACGUUCACGCUGGAGAUCCUUUGCAGCAAGUUUGAACUUAGAAGAUGGCCCUGCACCCUCCGACUCAACUUCUUCAGAUGGUGAUGCAUCUGAAAAUCCGCUUUCCCAAAAGCUGAGCUCUGAUGAGUUGAAGUCUCUUUUGGCUGAUUCAGAACGAAGUAAGCUUUUGAGGAGGCUCAGUGAAGCAAAUCAAUAUAACCGGUUCCUCAAGAGACAGUUGCAACUAAAGGAUGAUGCAGUCGUAAAGUUCAAAAGUGAACUUGCCGCUUUGGAACUAGAACUGCAGGCUCUGGUUGGCCUAGCCGAAGAGAUUGCUAAUUUUGAUGUUCCGUUAGGGUCUAGGAAGAUAAAUGGAAAAUAUAUUCAAUCUCACCUUCUCUCCAGAUUAGAAGCUGUUCAUGGUAAGGUUAUGGACCAGAUAAAGGAUGUUGACUCUUUAAAGCCCCAAGAAAUUUCUGUAUACUGGGUUGGCAUGGCCGAGAAUGUGCAGAUUAUGGGCUCGUUCGACGGAUGGUCCCAGGGUGAGACAAUGUCCAGGGAGUAUUCAGGUGACUAUGGAAGAUUCUCUGCGACUCUGAAGCUAAGACCUGGAAGGUAUGAGAUCAAGUUCUUGGUCGAUGGGGAGUGGAGAUUGUCACCUGAAUACCCCAUGGCUGGCGAGGGACUGACGCAGAACAAUAUUAUUGUCGUGGAGUAGCAGAUUUUUCUCCUCUAGCAUUUUAGUAAUUCUGUAGAGCUAAAACCGUGCCGAAGUGUAUCCCCAUGCCUUCUUACACCUGUAAUAUUUUGCUACCGUGCUGUUGCCUCACAGAACUCAAUGUUUUGUGAAACGCAAGCCUCCAGAAGCAUGAUGUAUAUUUGGCACUCAAGAUUAUCUAGCCCUCUGUUCAUAUCUA
Molecule: messenger RNA, 1352 nt
Organism: Setaria italica (foxtail millet)
Lineage: Eukaryota; Viridiplantae; Streptophyta; Magnoliopsida; Poales; Poaceae
Product: protein PTST, chloroplastic
Exons: 9
Coding region: 266-1153 (295 amino acids)
Source: RefSeq, a predicted model, not a curated record